UGAAUGGAAUGACCACCCUUGUAGAACUUCAUCUCCCAGACUCCGAUGCGUGUCCUGGUGCCGCGAGGGGCCGCCCUGGAGUCCGUUGACAGUGGUAAUGGUGGCACUCGACUGGAGCGCGCUGAGACGACACGGAGUCGUUUUUUUAGGAACUUUUGUCUUUUUUGAAAAAAAGGGAUUUGGGUUUUUAAAAUAACGUCUGGCAAGUAUGACGGAAACCGCCGUUCGUAGCGGGUGUUAGGGAAUUGACUCGUUGGGAAAAGGUUUUGUGGCAACUUCGGAGCCUGAGGUUUCUAAGACGAAGCAGGUCCCGGCAUAGCAGCUCCUGGAGCGGGGAGCGACUGGAUUUCAAACCGGGGGUCUGCCGUCGACAACAGGCGGUAACAAGCUUUGGUAGCACGGUAGCAAAAUAGCGGGGGAGUGGAAUUUGUGUCUUCGGCUAAACGAUUCUUCCCGGCGGGGGCUUGAGCUCCGGACAACCGGGACUGAGAGUGAUCGAGUUAGCCCAGACUGGAGGGAGGCCUCUGGCGACAUAAUGCUCGAAAUCAUGGCCGAGCAUCAAGAUUCCCUUCUGAAAUGUAAAGCGGAGUCUCUGCCUCCCGAGAAGAGAAAGCGAACUGUGGAAGACUUCAAUAAGUUCUGUAGUUUCGUCUUGGCCUAUGCAGGCUACAUCCCAUCCACCAAAGAGGAAGGCCAGUGGACGCCGCCAAGCUCCAACACCCCUCACAAGCCAGCAGGGGGCGGUGCAGACGCAGGAGAUGGCUGGGCCUCAGCCCAAUCCGACCUGCACACCAUCCAGACCUUCGUGCGCAAAGCCCGGGCCUCCAAGGGGAAGGGUCUUCGCCGGCUGCACUCGGACAGCUCCCUGCUGGACAAGAUGAGGCUCAAAGACUCCCUCUUCGACAGCAGCAGCAGCAGCACCGCCUCCUCGACACCCAGAUCAGAAAAGAAAAAAGAGAAGAAACUCAAGAAGCUUUCCCUGGGCUCUGCCACCUUAGCAACAGCAGGGGGCAGCACCAACACAGGCCAGGAGAAGCGAGCCCGCAUCAAACGCAGCAAAAACCCCAAGCCCACCAAGGCCCUGAAGAAAUUAAAGAGCUCUCCCCCGAGCGAGACGGACUCAGAGGGAAGAGCAAAGGAGGGGGAGGCGCCCAGCCUGGGGCCGGAGUUUCAGGAGAGCCUGGGUCUGAGCGGGCAGGGCUUUGGGGAGCAGCGGCCCAAUCACAGCAAGGAGGCGGGGUUUGCAGAGCUGCUGGGCGGGGAGUCAACCCGUGAUGCGGACGCCAGCUCCAGUGAGGGAGAGACCUGGAUUGCAGAUGAAGAUAUCAUGGUGGAGUCAGGUGACGACUCGUGGGACCUGAUCACCUGUUACUGCAGGAAACCCUUUGCAGGGCGGCCCAUGAUAGAAUGCAAUCAGUGUGGCAUCUGGGUGCAUCUCUCCUGCGCCAAGAUCAAGAAGUCCAACGUACCCGACAUCUUCUACUGCCACAAGUGCAAAGACACGCGCCUCGACCGCCGCUCCGGGCACAAGAGAGAGCCUGAGAGGGUCUGAAUCUGCCCCCCUCUGCACCUCCCUCACUCCCUAAACACGUGGACACGAGCCGCUAGGAAAGCAGGCUGCCUGGGACGCUGGUUCUAAAGCAGGCGAAGUUUGAAUGUAACGUGCGAUUCCUUUUUUUUUUGACAGUUUGUAAACCAGAAGGCUUUUAAACUCCUGGAAAUAAGGCAGGUGCAAGGUGAAGGUGAACUGAAUCCAGCGGUGAAUGCAGAAAGGUUGAACUGGGUUGUGAUUCUACUUUACUAUGUUGAUUUACCCUUCAAAGAAAAUGCUUGUCUAUAGCUUGAUGCUGGAAACCGUUUGUAAUCAGGAAGGCAUUAGCUAAAACAUUUGAUUACUGGUUUCUUUUAAGUUUUACCAAUUAGCCUUCUGCUCCAUCCUUUACAAUGUAUAAAGGAGAAGCUAAAUACAGAAACCACAAGCUGUUUACUGCUUUGAUAGGUUAGGUUAACCAGUGAUGAAUUUCACUUUCCAAGAAGUAUUGUCUUUACAAUCUGAAGUUAUAUGAAGAAUGUCUUUAAAUCUCUGCCUGUUUUCUGGUGAAGAUAAGUUCAUUCGGAAUGAUUUAGUAAUAAAAGCACAUUGCAACAGCAAAAAAAACAGAUGAAUCAAAUCUCAGGGUCUGCUAUAUAUCAUAUAUACCUGUAACACAAAUAAGUUUCAACGCAUUGUACGAUAAGACAUCUAACCUAUCCAUAUGUGGAAACUAAAUGAUCAUUUGUUAAUAUUUUAGACAAAUUCAGAGUCUUUUUUUUUUCCCCCAGUGUGAAUAGUUUGAGUAAAAGCUGGUAGCAAAGACACUAAGGCACAGUGCCCCUUUCCUGUUAUUUUUUUUUAAAUAAUAUAUAAUCACAGAACCAUUUUUAAACCAUAAGGUUUUGACAAAUCUCAUUUUUUUUUUGGUGGAAAACAAGUUAUAUUUUGUAGCCAAGUUUUCAGCUCAAUACUAGGCACUCUGAUAAUUAUUUUCAUUGAAGGGCAUUUUCACAGUAAGUAGCUGCUGUAAAUAUUUUAAUGUCUCUUGAACUCGUUUUUUGAGUAAUUUGUCCCCAAAAUGAGGUGUCUUGGUUUGAAACGAUUGUAAAGACACUUGCUACAUUUGAGUUGAAAAAUGAAUAUAUCUCCGUGUAGACAAACAGUUUGGCUAAGCAUCUUUGCUAAAGACAUGUGUAUCCUCGGCAUUGCCUAAUUCCUUUGCCUGAUAUGGGUGAUGGAACUAUUCCUUAAGAUAAAGGAUUCCUAACCAAGGAUUUAAAAGCAAACCUCAAACACUUCAGCGCCCUCUAUGUCCAAUGCUGGUAUUGCUCAUUGAUUUUUAUUUUCCACACAACAGUAUUACAGAAUGAGCAUGUGAUGGUAAUUCGGUUUUGUAAAUGUUUCAAGAGCAUAUAAAACAGUAUGCAAAUAAGUUCGCAAAUAUGCUGGUUAUUCUGCCUAUUCUGGUAGAUCUGUGGUGAUCAUUUCACAUUUUCUUUUCAAACUGUUGUAAAUGAUUUAUUUGUAAAACAUGGUGGAAUUAUAGUACAUUGAUAAUUUAUACUAUAAGUUUUUAAGAAAUUAUACCCCAUUUUUGUUGUAAAAAGCACAUCAUUCAAGCAAAUUCCAGCAGCUGACUCUAAAUGUAGCAGAUGUCUUUAAAAUGGUCCCUCUGUGUUUUUCCAAUCACAGUGAUCCAGACUCGGAAAUCCAGGUGGGAGCACACAUUCAUUAAAGAUACAUGCAUCUCUGUUUAGGGACUCACUUGUGAGGGGUUGUGUCAGUAAGGUUUGUCCCACAUCUUAACCCCCCUGUAACACCUGCAGCAAUGGGACUAAGCAACCCAACCAAAGGGGCUUUAAACAGCAGACUGUAAUCACACAUCAGGUACUUGUGAAAAUACAUCUAAAGUAGGGUUUUGAAUCUGCAAACACAACUACCUGAUGUAGAUCGUGAUUUCAGUUGAGUUGGAAAGUGGAACUUCAGUUUGUAAUCCUGAGUGACAGACAAGUAAAACGAAACAUGAUCUUUAACCCAGCAUACCUGUGUUGCAAAUUUCAAAUCGAGGUUCAAAAAAUUUCUAAAAUCGAAAAACGAAAGCAUGGUCAGUGACUAGCAUUUCUACUGGAAGUAUCUCUCAAUGAGAAACACUUCAAGUCAAAACGUUUGGACCUGAACUUUAUUCUUUAGGUAUUUCUGUGUUUCACACUACUGGUUCAUAGUUAUUGAUAACACGUAUUUGCAUCAUACCUUGUGUGUUAGUGCUAUAUAUACAAGUGAUGAGGCAGUUCGUCACCUGUUAUCUUUCUUUUAUCCAGGUACAUUAAGAGCCUGGCCUUUUCUCUUCUCGGUUCAGUUUAAAUGUUCAUACUGAGAGAACAUAAGCCAGUAGUUCAUGGUUGUGUACAUUGGUUGUAGAAUAAGCCCUUGCUGUUUGCAGACCCCCUUCCUUUCCCCACCCCAUUUAUUUUUUAAAAGUUGGGUCCUUUCCCAGAUCUUGUACAUAAUUUGACCCUGAUAUUGUAAAUAUGUGAGAAAAAAAAAAACAAAUGUUAUAUUUUCUGUAUCAGUUGUUUUUUCUUUAGUAAAUGUAGCUUGAAAAAUACAUUUCUUGAUCUUAAUGUGUUAUGUAUAUAGUGUCUGUUUCAAUGAGCUAAUGUUGAGUUGUUUCCCACUUGCAGAAAGAAAGUACAGCAGUACCCUGUUUUCUAAAGGGUCCAUCGGGUGGCGAUUUUGCCUAGAAGGGAACAGCCAAAAAUGAAAUAUUUUCUGUGGAAGAUUUCACCUUUAAUUCAACUACCAUAGAAUAUCUUGGCAACAACAGCUUUUCACUUAUAUAGCACCUUUCAGUACCAGAGCCUCUCAAAGCGCUCAGCAGAUUUUAGAACAAAAAUGAUUAAAUCAUAGUUUCAAAUUAAUAGUAAAUCAUUAGUCAUUAGUCAGCUAUGAAAAAUCAAUUGGUAACAUUAAAAUGUGUACCAGGAAAUGCCUUUUCCCAAAGGUGUGUUCUUAAAUGAGAUUUAAAAACAGGAACAGACCAAAGGUGGUAAGGAAUUGCAAAGGGGUGAGGUAAGAGAAUGCCCUUUUGCCCUGGCAUGCAUUUUAAAUGGGCAUCCUGGGGGUGCAGUGUGUUGCCAGGCCUGUAUGGUGAUAAUAAUACAGGAAGCUAUAAUGGAGCAGACCAUGAAACGCCUUAUAGGAUCUUAAAAUCAUGUGUAAAUCGUGCUAGAAGCCUGUGUAAUGAGGUCACUACCGUGGUGCUGUGAGGGUAUUUCCUAUACUUCGUUAACACUGCCAGCUUGUUGUGAACAAUCUGAACACGUGAUCAAGUGUUUGGGCAGGCCAGUGAAGAGCACAUUGCAAUGAUCAAUCCUAGAAAAGACAAAAGCGUGGGUAAGUCUCUCAGGCACGGACAGAUAGGACCCGAGUUACAUUUCUAAUAUUCUAUUGCAGAACUUGACUGGCCACCUUAUUAUUAGUAUUAUUAUUAUUAUUAUUAUUAUGAUGAUGAUGUGUUUUUUGUAUGAAAUCUAAGUGAAUGCAGUGUGCAAUUUUGCUAAUUAAUUUUUCUACACUCGGUUUUUUAUGUAAGUGCCAGCUCAUUAUUAUCAUUAUUAGAUAUGAUCACUAUUAAAACAUGAUAUUUACAUUUUUCACAACUUAAAGGUGAAAUCCAUAGUAAAUAUUACAUUUUUGUCCGUAACUCGUAAGCACAAUACCCAUCUUGCAGACCCUUGUCCUUUUAAGGCGACUGUAUUAACUUAAAUAAAUCAACACAAUCUGUUGCUUCCCAAAUUCAUUCUAUGAAUCCAUGACUUCUCGUACUGAGAUUAUUACAAAAAAACGAGCUGAAAUCUAACGUUAAACCAGCCCCUCUAAUAUGCAGUAUGAAUAACUUGUCUUUUUGACUCGUUUCUGUAAGUCUUACUGAGAUCAGACCCCUACACAAUACAGCACUGCUGAUAAGUAUUUGUGUUUGUGUGUGAACGAUAAAGGGACUUUAACUCCUG
This is a messenger RNA of Acipenser ruthenus (sterlet), 5544 nucleotides long. Its product is annotated as PHD finger protein 23B. The transcript is spliced from 5 exons. The record is from RefSeq and is a predicted model, not a curated record. Lineage: Eukaryota; Metazoa; Chordata; Actinopteri; Acipenseriformes; Acipenseridae. Gene Ontology annotation, biological process: negative regulation of autophagosome maturation; positive regulation of protein ubiquitination; negative regulation of autophagosome assembly. The coding region runs from base 536 to 1552 and encodes 338 amino acids.